CGUGGUUGCCCAGCACCACAAGGACCGAGCAGUCAGUCCUUGACCACGACUGUUGUGGCAGCAGCGGUGGCGGCAGGAGCGGUGCUGACAUUGGGACAGCGGUGUCAGGACAGUGGUGGCGGCAAGAGCUGCAGGACUGGCAGUGGGCAAGGCACCAUGGCCUUUGCUCUGCACCUCCUCCUCCUGCUCCUCCUGGCAGUGGCCCUGACUGACAGGGCUGCCCAGGCUGCUCCGUGGCGAGCACAGGGAGCAGGUGAGCCGGCGGCCUCGGUCCCCUUUCCAGAUUGGGAUCAUGACAUGAAGUAUCUGAAAGCCCUGGGACAUGACGGUUUGAGAUCCAUGGAGAAUGCUGGAGUCAAGCUUCUCGAUGAAGGUGAUCUGGCUUCCCAACCCACGUCCAGGACUGAGGCUCUGGAAGAUGGUGAGGGUGUGUCUGCAGGGAGGACUUUCCAGGCUCCUGGGCUGGAUGCUGCACGCAAGCCCAGCUCCCGUCGCAGGGAGAUGAACCGAAAGGCUGUGAUGAAGGCAGCGUUUUCCAGAGGAAGCAGUGGCCCAUGGGCAGCCUCUGCUGCAGGAAGGGAGGCCAUGCCAGGCACAGUCCCAGGAGAUUGGGAUCGUGACAUGGAGCAUCUGAAAGCCCUGGGACAUAAUGGUUUGAGAUCCAUGGAGAAUGCUGGAGGUCCUCCAAGAUGGAAGAACCAAGAUAUAGAAGACAAGAAAUCCCUAGAGGCAUCCCAACUUCUGGACAAGAUGCUGAGUGAUCUGGAGAGACACCGUGUGCUGGAGCAAGUGUCUGUGCAGAUGAUGGCAUAUGCUAGAGGACGCAAUGUCUCUGUGCCAGCUCCUGAUGCAGGAAAGGAAGAGAUGCGAGGCCCAGACACCGGAGAUGCUCUUGGCAAGUCCAAUAUAAAUGCUGAGAAUCCACCAAGCACACCAAGAGUGUUCUGCACGCAGGAUGUGCGCAAGUCCUGCAUGAUAGGCACUGUAGUGAUACUGUUCGCAGUGCCCCUUUCCAUCGUCCUGUGCUGUGUUGGAUUCCGGUGCUGGAAGGACCAGAAACUGAGUGCCUCUGCAGCUUCACAAGACUGGCGAAAGAUUCCAGUCUCUGAGAAGUUGCAUCUGUUAUCCUCGCUCUUCAUAUCUGUCCCCAUGUGCCAAGCUGCAUCUGCAUCCCCGUCUUGAGGGCAUCCCAAGACUCACACCUCCCAAGCGAGACCCUCUGCUCCUGAGCCCCCUGGCCCUGGUCCCUGGCCAGGACUGAAAUUGGGCAACCCCUGUCCACCAGAGCAGGGGUUGGCCCAAGAUUUUUGUUCAAAUAAAGAGAUGGAGCUGUCA
This is a messenger RNA of Cyanistes caeruleus (blue tit), 1335 nucleotides long. RefSeq lists its product as uncharacterized. Lineage: Eukaryota; Metazoa; Chordata; Aves; Passeriformes; Paridae. The record is from RefSeq and is a predicted model, not a curated record.